ACAAGCAGCGCUCGCUAUUUGUUGUGAGGUUCACGUUUCACAUCAGUGCUCAGAAAUGGCGGCCACUCGAGUGAUAGCAUCGGCGAGCAAUGUCUUCUCCGGCGGCCUACUCUCCGGGACUUCGUUGAGGGGAAAACCUCGGAGCCUCGGGCUUUGCUUCAAAAGCGGUAGAUUGGCUUCGCCGAGAAAGCGGCUGUUCACUUGUGCUGCAAUUUACAAUCCCCAAUUUCAGGUUAAGGAGGAAGGCCAGCCGGAAACUCUUGACUACCGUGUUUUCUUUCUCGAUAACAGUGGGAAAAAGGUUUCCCCUUGGCACGACAUUCCCCUGCAUUCGGGCGAUGGCGUGUUCAACUUUGUUGUUGAGAUACCCAAAGAAUCAAGUGCAAAGAUGGAGGUUGCUACAGAUGAGGUGUAUACUCCAAUUAAGCAAGACACGAAGAAGGGAAAACUUAGAUACUACCCAUACAACAUUAACUGGAACUAUGGAUUGCUUCCUCAAACAUGGGAAGACCCUACGGCAGCAAAUGCUGAGGUUGAGGGGGCAUUUGGAGACAAUGAUCCGGUUGAUGUUGUCGAGAUCGGUGAUAACCAAGCUAAAAUUGGGCAAGUGUUGAGGGUGAAACCCCUGGCUGCUUUGGCGAUGAUUGAUGAGGGGGAACUUGACUGGAAAAUUGUUGCUAUUUCAUUGGAUGAUCCAAGAGCUUCUCUUGUUAAUGAUGUUGAAGAUGUUGAAAAACAUUUUCCGGGGACUCUUACUGCAAUUAGGAAUUGGUUUAGAGACUACAAAAUUCCUGAUGGGAAACCUGCUAACAGGUUCGGUCUUGGAAACCAACCGGCGAACAAGGAUUAUGCUCUCAAGGUUAUCACCGAAACAAAUGAAUCCUGGGCAAAGCUUGUGAAAAGAUCUACUCCUGCCGGCGAACUUUCCCUUGUGUGACUUAUUGUCAUUGCACGAGCUGCCCACCGCCUGUAAGAACACCUCUGCUGGCAACUAUUGUUACGUGGUUUAAUCAAGAUUUGAUUUAAACUACUCAUCUUUGGAUAAUCUCAUCGUGAGAAAGUACUUUGUGCAAUGUGAGCUGCUGCCUUUAAUCAAGUAAUUCUUGAAAGUUACUGUGCUAGAAA
Andrographis paniculata is the source of this 1125-nucleotide messenger RNA. RefSeq names its product soluble inorganic pyrophosphatase 6, chloroplastic. NCBI's taxonomy places the organism in Eukaryota, Viridiplantae, Streptophyta, Magnoliopsida, Lamiales, Acanthaceae. Gene Ontology annotation, cellular component: cytoplasm. Gene Ontology annotation, biological process: phosphate-containing compound metabolic process. The record is from RefSeq and is a predicted model, not a curated record. Bases 56 to 937 code for a protein of 293 amino acids. The transcript is spliced from 6 exons. Gene Ontology annotation, molecular function: magnesium ion binding; inorganic diphosphate phosphatase activity.